AUGCCUGCUCUACCACAGUUGAGUCUACCACAAUUGACUCUACCAACUCUUCCGCCACUACAGCUCCCUUCACUACAACUUCCUCCACUACAGCUACCGUCACUACCGGGUCUCUUCCCACCAGCAGGACCACAAUGCUGCCCACCUCCACCAGUUCAAAAUCCAUGUAUACCAUGCGGACCGCCACCGUCAUGUGCUCCAUGUGGUGGUGGUGGAGCGGUACCACCUCCGACGCCUUCUUGUACACCAUGUGUAUGUGUGCCUUGUGGACCACCGCCGCCACCUCCAACGCCCCCUCCGACACCUGCUUGCGUACCAUGUGUAUGUGUACCAUGUGGACCACCUCCACCGCCUCCAACGCCUCCUCCGACACCUGCUUGCACACCAUGUAUAUGUGUGCCUUGUGGGCCACCGCCUACACUUCCUCCGCUACCUCCUCCCACACCUGCUUGUACACCAUGUGUUUGUCCACCAUGUGGUGGACCUCCACCAAUGCCAACAGGAGGUGGUUACGCUGUUCCACCAACAGGAGGUGGCUACGCUGUUCCACCAACAGGCGGUGGCGGAUACGCAGUUCCACCAACAGGAGGUGGAGGAUACGCAGUUGGAGGAAAAUAA
Cylicostephanus goldi is the source of this 618-nucleotide messenger RNA. NCBI's taxonomy places the organism in Eukaryota, Metazoa, Nematoda, Chromadorea, Rhabditida, Strongylidae. The record is from the annotation of a GenBank genome assembly.